CUGGGGGUCGCUGAUACUGUGAAGGUUUAUUUUCUACUUUUUCGAUGAAAUGAAUAGAAAAUAAUGCCUUUAUUUGACGUUAUUGGACUUGGGAGUGAGAAACUUGCCGUUGUUAUCGACAUCGGAGCAGCCUACACAAAGUAAGAUGGUUCUGAUAUCGCAAAGGUUCCAGUUCAGUGAAGUGUUCAAGGUUUCAAGGAAUCAAACCAGAAGUUUACUGUACAGUAUUUUGGGUAGAGAAUUCAUUCCUGGGAGUGGUUUCCCUCUAAACAUUUAGAACAGUAAAACAUUGCAAAAUGGGCCAAAAUCAAUCACUAAAAUAUUGCAAAAUAUUUUUUUCAUUUUUGAUCGGAUUAAAUCCCCUUGAUAAAUUCCCUAUAAGUUUGGACAUAUUUUGAUUGAGUAACAAAAAAUUUAUUAAAUUGGGCUUAGUAUGACGGGCAGAAUAAUUAUGCAGAUCUCAAUUCGACUAGGGUGUCAUAAACUGAGGCUGACAGCAACUUUGAUCUGCAUUCUUAGCUUUAUGUCAUACUUAGCUUUAUUCAGUGAUUGUUAAUUAUAAAGAUAAGUGCAAAAACAUGUAGCAUACGUAUGUGUUAAUAUUUGUUUGCCCUUUUUGCAUUCCAUGGGCAGUGUAUUGGUGUUGUGAAUAAUGUGAUCACUAAAUGACACCAGUCAAGAGAUUCAAAGCACUGCAUAGUAACUACGCCACAGAACAAUAGUUACCAACAACAGUUUCCCCCAGACACUCCUAUUCUAUUGUUCUAUAUACAGUGGAACCUUGAUACAACAAUGGGUCAAGGGACUGACCAAAUGCAUUUGCUUUUACAAGGAUUUGUUACUUUAUAUCAAAUUGUUUUCAUAUACUUUACUUUUUCUGGGGCAAAGAAUAUUCUUUGUUUUGCCUAGGACUUGUUUUAUAGGGUUCAUUAUAUAUCAAGGUUGCUUUGUAGUUUGUUUUUAUUUUACAUCAUUUUUAUAUGUGCCUGUCAUUUUCGUACACCACAUGUAAACUUUGUUGCCUCUCUUUUAUUCAGAUGUGGUUUUGCCUCUGAGACAAGUCCCCGUCACAUCAUCCGCAGUGUGCUCACACAUACCAUAAAUGGACAGGUGAGUUUCCAUAGAAACACAACCAGUAUGCGGCCAAUUUCAAAUGGUUAGGAUGCUAAAGUUAGAUACAUAUCCAGAAGUAGUCAAUGGUUAUUAUUAAAAUAUGUUCAAUGCAUUUUAUGAUAGGUAUUUUUCCUUGGGUGAUACUUUGUGUUUUCUUGCUCUCGUGGAAUACAUUUUUUGGUGUUUGCUUAGUAUUUUGUGCUGUCCCAGUUGUGGUAUUUUCUGGUAACAGUUAUUGAAACAUGCAAAACACAGUCAAACCCCGUUUACGGACAGCCGCUUAAUACGGACACCUCAUUAUUACAGACAGUUUGCUUUGUCCUUGGGCAAAGAAAGCCCUUAGAAUUACAUUUUCUCUAAAUUCAACCCACUUAAUACGGACACUCCAUUAGUGUGAAUGCUUUCUAUGGCCCCCUUAGUGUCCAUAUUAAUGGGGUGUGGCUGUACCUUAGCCAAAUGCUUUUUCCUGACUCUUCUUAUGUGCUGAUAUGUGGAUUUGUACCCUGAAGUGGUCAAAAACUGAAGUUUGUCUUUCUCAGUGACUGUUGUUGCAAGGACUACUCAACCUCAUUCUCAGGAUUGUCUCCUACUCGUCCAGCAAGUAGGAGAGAACCCUGGGAGCAAGGUCUAUGACUUCUAUGAUCGCUGCAAUCAUCGAGAAGUUGAUUUGAUUCCAUAUAAUCUCUAAGAUCAGCCUAAAGUUCCUUGCUCAUUGCAGUUAUGAUAAUACUCAGCCAAUAUAACUCAGGAGUACAGACUACUUGUUAGUAUUAUUGAGAGAGCUUGGUAUGAGUAUGUCAAUGUACUGCCAUCUUCGUACAGUACACUUCACAUAUUUUUUCAUAUCUUGUAAGAGUCUGCAGAAUAGAGCUCUUUUUAUUGGUACCUCUGAAGCUAUCUUUUCAACAGAUUUAAAAGUUAGAGGUGACCAGUUAGAUAUUUUUCUGGUGUGUUCGUGUAUCAAAAUUCACCUCUUAAUAAACUGACUUGUGUCUUAAAUUUAGACAGAGACAGUUAGUGUUGUGACCAAUGAACAAGACAGAAACCCUGAUGAAUUGUAUGCAGUCUUAAGAGACUUUCUCCAUCAGAUAUAUUUUCGGUAAGUUACUAUUGUAGCCUGACAGUUGCCUUCAGUCAAUGCCCCAGACUAGGCACUUCAAUUCCAAACAGUAGCUGAUGCAUGACUGAAUGUUAUUGUUUUGUCCAGGAAAUCAGUCCAUAAUUGCUGCUUAAAUAAUGUAUGACAAUGAUAACAGAAAAUAAAACUAUUAAUUAAUAUUUUUUCAAUUAAAAAUAAAUAAAUAAAUAAAUAAAUAAAUAAAUAAUGAUUUUGGAGGUAGCACAUCCACAAAGUGGUUCUUUGUCUACCUGAUUCCUGGUCGAAUUGGAAUUUGGAAAUGUUGGUUUUUUGAGGAGAGGGGAAAACCAGGGUACCCAGAGAAAAACUUCUCGGAGCAAAGAAGAGAGCCAACAACAAGCUCACCCAACAUAUGGUGUCGACGCCAGGAUUUGAACCUGGGCCACAUUGGUGGGAGGCGAGUGCUCUGACCAUUGCAUUAUCCCUUGCUCCCCAUUGAGCAUCAUCAGAGCUGUCAUCAGCCUUCCAAUUUUCAGCCUUUGAUUUCUUAUAAAUAAACUGAAUUAUAAGAUACAUGUAUUAAUAAUAAUAUGAAACAAAUUCAUGUACAGUGUAACUGUAUUGGCUAUUUAUUAAGUGAUUUUUCAUUCAAUUCCCAUCAAAUGAUUUCUGUGCUUAAUUUUUUUUCUCAUUCUCUCUUUAGAUACCUUCUUGUCAACCCUCGAGACAGAAGGGUUAUUAUCUGUGAGUCUGUCCUCUGCUCAACACUUUGGAGAAAUGCUAUCGCCAAAGUUCUUUUCAAGCACUUUGAGGUGAACAUGGUUAAUCCUUCAAUGAAACUUACGGAAAACAAGGCUGUGUGCAUUAAUUUUAUGCUAAAAAAUUAAUGUACACAAAUUAUUUAAUUCUAUGAGUAGCUUGCAAUACUAGCAUCUUUUGAGAAAAAUUCUUAAAGAAAACUUUAUAGAAAAAAAUAGAGAAAAUGUUUUGCUGAAUAAAUAAAUGAUAAUAAAUACUGUCAUUAUUGUUGUACAUGUAGCUUUGAACAAAACAGUACAGAUAAAAAAUGUGCAAUAUAUAUUUGAGGACUUUAUUGGUUAAUUUUGAAGCCCUAGUUUAUAGUCUGUGCUUUUUCUGUCCAUUCACCAGGUACCUUCGGUUUUGUUUGCACCUCAUCAUCUGUUAGCUCUGUUCACCCUUGGUGUACCAUCAGGUCUUAUUAUGGACUGUGGCUUUACAGAGACCGUAGUCUUACCAAUAUCCUUUUAUGAUAGACAAAUAGACGGUGUCAUCAAUAUGGUAGCAAUACACCAUACAUACUGCAAGCACAUCUUUUAACCAUAGUUUUGACCAUCGGAAGUCAGAGAAUAUAGCCUGUUCCAGGCGUUCAGAUGGUGGGGAGCGAGUUAAAUCGUAUGCAGCGAGCGCAAAAAGAAACACAAGGGAAAAAAACGAGGGGAGACUUUUGCCGCCCUAUUUUUUCCCUCGUCAAGUUUUCACCCACGCCCAACUAAUUUUUCGCUUCUGCCACUCCUUCUGAAUGCCUGGAACAGGCUACAGAGAAUACAAUAUUUUAGCCAUAGUUUGAUAAAUUAAGCCCAUCUUCACAGGAGUAUACAUGUAUUACAAUAGCCUGUUACAGGCAUUCAGGUAGUUAGCACAAAGUAAAGAUAGCAAGGAAAAGUAGUGGGGAGGUUGGGGUGAGCAGUGAGGUUCCCUCUUCUUUCUCCCCCUCCCCCGUUUUCAUUUUUUCGCGCCCCUUUUUAAUUUAUGCUGCUCCCAACUAUCCAUGGAACAGGCUAGUACGUAUUACAAUAAAAUCAUCCAUGAAGUCAUUGACAUCAUGGAAUGUUUGUUGUUUCAAGACCAUUCACAAUAAAGAACAGAAAAUAAAAAAAAUUGAGGCAUACACAAAAUUGAUAAAUUCCCUAAACAAUGUCAUCUACUAGCUUUCAUAAUGCUUCUACCCGGUACAGUAAUACUUCUGAGCUUUGAGAAGUGCAUGUCUUGAGCACGGUCAGAUCUGCCUAUUAUUACCUUUACAUGUACUUCUGAUUAUUGUUUUCUUAACACUCUGCUGCUGUUGGUAUUACGUCUUUGAGGGUACUGCUAUUCUGAAAGCUGUGCAAACCAUUCCCCUUGGAUCGAAAGCUAUUCACAAGUAAGAUUAUUAAUCCAGGACAGUAUGUGAGUGGUUUUUAAUGUUUAGCAAGAAUUAAAUCAUUCUGUUAAUACUGCUCUUUUCUAAAACACUCAAUUCUGAAGUUCAAAACCCAACUAAUGUUUGCGUUUUCCACUGCCAUCAAUCAUCUUAGCAGACCUCUUAGGAAACAUAAUUAUGUUUUUUUGAACAAGUUCGAAAGGUCUUGGUUUCUGAUUUGUGAUUGGUGGAUUUCAAUCUGCUCUGUAUGUUUCUGUCUUUCAAAGUUCAUUGCUUGUGAUUGCAAUAAAAUGAUUGACACCAGCAAAAAACAGAAAAGUAAGCUGGCUUUUAAAUUUAGAAUUUACGUGUUAUUGAAAAGCACAGUAAUGAAACCAACUAAGAUACCCAUUGAUAGCAUUUUAUUGUGUGAUGUGGAUAAUCACAUAAUAGUAGAACAAAGAUUAAUGGUUCACUAUGCUUAUUUGUCAGGCAUCUAGAAGAGCAGCUCAUGGAAAGAAGCCUUGUUCAAAUAGAAACAGGAGUAAAACCUUUGUCAUCAGUAGUGAGUGAGUGCAAAGCUGUUGUUGAAGUGUUGACCUUCUGAUAGAACAUUUAAUGGUGCUAAGUAAGGUUUAAAAGCUAGGCAUCAAGUUGGACAUGAGAACAUUAUUUAAGUUUAGCGCAAGGAAAAAAAAAUUAAGUUAACCACUCUACAAUAGUAAUUGUGUUAAUUCAGAAAUUUUUAAGACACUGAAUAUGCAGAAGAAACGUUGAUUUGUUUGAUGCAGAUCUGUAGACAAAAUACCACACUUCUGAUCUUUACUGUUUUAAAUUUUUUGCAGACUCUCUUGGAAAUGAAACUUUAGAAGACAUAAAAGGUGAGAUUAUUUAACUUUCAUUUAAUUUAUCACAAUUGAAACCGAAACAUCUUUUAUGGAGUGCUAUUAAAAGGAUUUGAAUAGUGUGAAACAGGGCUGUCAUUAAGAGCCAGGGGCCGGGGAUUUUCCCAAGCUAUCAUGAACGUGGCCCCAGGCUUCUUUCAUUGGAAAAUGGAAGAAAAGUUGAACCAAAAGAAACCCCUAGCUGUUUGAUUCCAUGCCUACUUGUUGUGUUUACCCGGCACUUGAAAUCUUAGUGACAGCCCUGUACAAUCAGCAAUCUAAACACAUGCACAGCAGCUAGUUCAUUAACUCUUAUGCUGAGGAGAAUUAAAAUUUGCGCAAACUACUGACAUACUGGAACGCUGCCAUUAUUUUACAUUAUUUUACUCUUUUCAGUGCGUACUUGCUUUGUGGCGCCAAAGUUUAGUGGCCCUGAAGGAGAGCCACGCCCAGCUUCUUUGGUUCCAAAAGUUGACUAUCCACUAGAUGGGGGUAGGAUACUUAGGAUUGAAGGUCAAAUCAGGUAAAAAAAGGAAAGUUAUCUUGUUGGUUAAUUUUAGAGUGCCACUUUGUGUUAGGGCUCGAAAAAAGUCUUGUCCGGUAGUCCAGGACAAGUAGAGUCUCUUGCUGGGCAAUUAACUUUUAAAGCUUACUUAACAAUGGGGCAAGGGUACAGGCAAGUCAUCCUCUAACGAAAUCAUUACCACGCCUUUCACAAACUCACAAACUCUAAAGUUCAGAAGCUAUCUUCACAAUUUCGUUUUUGCUGCUGUCAAUCAAAAUUAUGAUCACAAGCAAUGAACUUUGAAACACAGAAACACACAAAACGAAUUGAAAGCCACCAAUCACAAAUCCCCAACCAUGACCUUUUGAACCCAAUAAAGUAAAGUUCUGUCUCCUAAGAGGUCUGCUAAGAUGAUUGACGGCAGUGGAAAAUGCAAAUGUCAGGUGGCUUUUGAACUUCAGAAUUUGCUUGUUUUUGAAAAGCGCAGUAACUAAGAUGAGCAAGAAGAAGGCCCCCAGCAAACAAAAUGUGAGAGCUAAGAUUUUUUUGAACCCUGUGUGUUAACUGAGUCGCAGAGUUAAGGCUAAAAUCUUUUAUAAGCUGUAGAUUUUUAUGCAUUUCCAAAUAUGAAAACUCAGGGUUUGCAAAUACGCCAAAUUUGGCGUAUUUUACGCCAAAAUUGUUCAGAUGACUCCACUGAGGUUACGGAGGGAGUCACUUCGACUCCAGAAAUUUUCGGUAACAAACAGGGAGCCUGAAGCUGAGGUCUUUAAAAGCCAUUGUUUGUGUCAAAACAGGAAUAGAAAAAGCGUUGUUUAUGUUAAAUGCAAUUAACAUUUGCAACAUUUGGAAUUAAUUUAGUAGUUUUAAUUUCUUAAUAUGACGAGGACAAAACAGGAAGAGGGUAAAUUACAAUCAAAGUUUACUCGAAGACCGCCACCAUGGAUUUGAGCUUUCCAGGUCAGCGGACUGCCACAGCUACUUUGUGUAUCCCUCACGAUAGUGUAUACAUGCCAUGACCACGUGCUGGAAAGUCUGAAAAUGGCUUUUUUCGUUGUGAUACUUGACUCCAAAUAUUCCAAAAUGACUCCAAAAUUUGUGAAGCAGGAGUCACAGUGACUCCACUCAUCAAUAAAAUUUGCAAACCCUGAAAACUUUAAAUUUGGCUUAACUCUGGGUUAAUAUUAAAGCGGCUGGGGACACCUUUGGCUCAUUGUUAUGCAUUUUAAAAGUAAAAGGCGUUUGCACAAAGUACAAUGACUGCACAGGGGUAAAAUUGAACCUCUGCACCCAUUAUUCCUAAAUAUGAUUGGCAGCUUACCUUUUUGCUUACUUAUUUUUUCAGAGAACAGACAUUUGACAUCCUUUUUGAUGGUGAUGAAGAAGAAAAAUCCCUUGCAACCUGUUUGUUAGAUUCCUUACUAAAGGUACAAUGUACUUUCCAAUCUUGUCAAUGCUGCUGGGAUAGUUUGCCAAGAGGUUUUAGAAAAGAAAAUGACAUUUUCCUCCACAAUUUAAUAUACCCACAUAGAACAAUGUAAUUAGUAAUUUUUUCUUGUGUGGGGAGAUUGAAAUUAUUUUAAUUUGCCAAAAUAAACUGUAAUGGUAAUUUACUGUUUUUCCGUUUUUUUCUUACCUUUUAUAGUGUCCUAUUGAUACAAGAAAACCACUCGCAGAAAACAUAGUUCUUAUUGGUGGAACUGUAAUGACGCCAGGUUUCAAGUGAGUAAAAUAUAUCCCUGCCUUAAUCCAUUUAUAAAAUUAAUUUAAUAAAUUAUUAUUCUUAAUAUUCAUAAUUAUACAGGGAAAGAUGGAUCCUUCCACUUUUUUUUCAACCUUUGGCAUGGACCAGUUGGCAAAAAUCUGUCAACACUGCUACCAAGAGCACCUUAAAACUAGUAGAGGUGCCGAGUCCGAGAGUGAUAUUUUGACAAAUAAUGAAGAUAUACUAACUCGACAAAGUAGCUAAUCAAAUGAAGAAUGAUCCUCGCAGUUGUAAAUGCAGUUUAUGCGAUUGCAUAAGAAGCCUAUACAAUUUAUUUCAUAUACAUUUGUCACACUCAAGGUGGCUAAAUUUUACAGAUGUGUGGUGGGAGCACCAUACAAAGUUAUGUAAAUUUUUGUGAUUUUGCAAACAUGUAUCUUUGCACGAUUCAAAAGACAAAUAUAUCACUUUCAAACUAGGCAAGUUUAUAAGUUAUAGGCAAGUUUUUUUUAUAUCCCCUAAUGAUAAAAUUGGUCCCUAUAAUUAUCAAAACUUGAAAAUAACUGUGAAAGGGUUUAUUGUUAAACCCCUUGCAUUGGGAUUUUGAUUCAUCAGCUUUGAAGUCAGAAAUAUGCAUUUAAAUAAAAAUGAUCAUGUGGUAUACCAACCAGGACUGCAUAAGAUGUAGUGCACCAAAAUGCAAAGUGCUUAACAAAUCUUCUUCUAGGGUAAACUUACUUUAUCAACUUACACUUAUUUUAGAAUUAUUAUUGUCACAUGAGGCCAGUUGUUUGUAGGAUCUGUUCAGCUCAGGGAAAUUUGCAGUGUUCCUAAACCCCCUAAAUCAGUAGAUUUAUUAACACAAUCAACAAUGUACAGUCAAAUCCUGUUAAUACGGACACUGAGGAGGCCAUAGAAAGUUUCCGUAUUAAUAAAGGGGCAUCCAUAUUAAGUGGGUUGAAUUUAGGGACAAUGUAAGGGCCUUCUUACCCCAGGGACAAAGCAAACUGUCCAUAUUAUGUAACCCUUUAAGCCCCAAUGUCCACAUAUAAAUUCUCCCUACUGAUCUUCAUACCUUUCUUUAAAGAAUUAGUUGAGAGAGUUUGUUAACAGAUCAAAGCAUUUUUUCUUUAGUGAUCAUUUUAUUAACUCUCAUAACCAUUUCUCUUGGCAACAUAUGGAUAUAGUUAGGAGAAAAUUGAUGUUGGUCACUAUUGGGACUCAAAGGGUUAAGCGGGUGUCCAUAAAGCAGGGUUUAACUGUAGCUCUAAACUGGUUCUCCUGGUUAUUUUCACAGGCAUCGUCUCAUGCAAGAAAUCUACUGUUUACUUCAGUCCCCUCGGUACAAAGAGAAUUUGUUUAUGAAAACAAUAAAAAUGCACCAGACGCCCAUCAGUGCCAACUGUACUUCAUGGCUUGGAGGUGAAUAAUUUGAAUGAUUUUCAAACAUUAAUAAAAUUUAGGGCCUGUUUACAUGGAGGUGGGGGACCCCAGGUAGGUGAGGUAACCCGCUUAGGUGGGGUAACCCGCCUGUCCAUAUAAUCUCUCAUUUUAAUUUGAUCACGUUUACAUGAUAGCUGGGGUGACCCGCCAAAUGUUACCUCACCUACCUGUGGUCCCCCACCUCCGUGUAAACAAGCCCUAAGAAGAUGAAUUAAGGCAAAUGGUGUUGUGGAUGAGAGUACAACGGUUCGUGUCCUUAUACAUUUCCAGUAGCAGGGCUGUCACUAUGGGCAGGGGCAUGCUCCCUGGCUGCUAUAAGCAUGACCCCCAGCUACUUCCAUAGCAAACCAAAGGAAAUUAAUACCUAAUGGAUAUUCCCCGCCUUCUAAUUGCAUAAAACCCUGCAAUUUAGAACCUUUGUGACAGCCUUGCGGUAAGGUCAGCACUCCUGGCUGCAACUAUUAGUCAAUUUACGAGUUAACUAUAAUAACCCACCCUACACUGUACUUAUGGUAUCGGUGAAAAGGUGGUAGUGUUAUAGAGGUAGACCACACCACUGGGAAACAUCCCCUGUUCUUAUGAAAGAGAGUUGUACAUGUUCUUUCAAUGUAUAACAUAUCUUUUGGGGUUUUGGUGGUUUCUUUAAAAUGUGGCAAUAAAGGCCGGGGAGGGAAGGUAAGCCAAGGGGAUUUUGAUAAUUUUUAAAGGCAAUGGAACAGUUUCCCUUUCCUGGGGAUACCCCAGGGAGAAAAGGUUAAUGGCUUCUUGUCCCCACCUAACAACAUAUUAAUCUGAACUGAGAAAAGGGUCUUAGUGGUAUCGUCACUUCAUUUUUAAACUUCCAGGCUCCAGUUGUUCAAAAGGUGGAUAGCACUAUCCACUGGAUAAAUCACUAUCCAAUGGAUAACGCAAUUGGUUUUUCGUACUACUUAGCCACUGGUUAGUGAUUUAUCCGGUGGAUAGGGCUAUCUAACUCUUGAACAACGGAGGCCAGGAGGUAAAAUUAGGCACCCGCGUACCCAGCGUGUUUGUUCCCCUUGACCAGCAGUUGGGCCUUUGCAGUACAGGACAAGGACUAGAGGUGUGAGAUUGGAAAAUUAGGCCUCUGCAAUAACAGUUAAUUUUCUUUCUGCAGGUGCAAUAUUUGGUGCUCUGGAGGUCCUAGCAGACCGAUCCGUAACUAAAGAGAGAUAUGCACAGGAGCAAAAGAUUCCAGAUUGGGCUUCCUGUGAAGUUCAAGCCAUGGACAACAUCCCUAUUUUAGAUGAGCGACUUGAAAGACCUGUGCUGUCUCGUCGUCAAACUAGUGGCAUUACCAGCACUCUGAGUAGCAUAAGCAGCUCAUUAUCGAGUAGGCUUCUUAGUGGAGGCAGCCGCAGCCCUUUGGGGACAGGUUUACUUCAGAGGUCUUCGGGGUCACCUUCCUCAGGAACUUCUCCAAGUAUUAAGGAAAAUGAAAAGGAAGGCCAGAAAGAAUAGAAAUAAUGGCUAUUGUGAUAUCAAAUUACAAAAUUCAUGAAAAGGUUGACCCUGGUUUUGAUAAACAGUUUCAAAAGAGCUUAUUUCAGUACUGAAAAAUUCUUCAUAUUCAUCAGGUUCUGAUGAUGUAAAUUAUUUAAUUAUUUAAUUGCUACUUAAAGCAGCUGGUCCCUAAAAUGCAAAGAGAAACAACACACUGAUGUUUACAUUAGAAAGCAUUUUUACUUUGUAAGUAAAGCCAGUGUCAAACCUUUUUAUGUAUAAAAUAAUUAUUUUGGUUCUAUGAAUCCUGUCUGUACAUUAUACAUGUAUAUGUAAAUUUAAUGACAGUGGUUAUUAUGGAAUGUAGAUGUAGCAUAAUUGUUGUAACUAUAAAAUGCUAUGGACGAGUCAAUAAAUUUCUCUCUAGAUAGAUAUAAACUUUGUUGGGACUUUAAUGAGAAAGUAAAAAAAAUCGGGUUAUUUUCGACUUUCCAUGGAUAAAGCUCAUGAGUGCUGGUAUGCAGACUUAAUAAAUUUAUAAAAAUAGCUUUUAGGAUAGCCUGAGAAAACAGCCCACAUUUCGAGACCCCACCACUGGUUUCCCGCGAAAUGAUGUGUGAGGAAUGAGCACAAAAAUUACAUACUAAUGAUGUUUCACUACCCAGAUCUGGGUAGCACCU
Porites evermanni is the source of this 11009-nucleotide messenger RNA. The record is from the annotation of a GenBank genome assembly. Lineage: Eukaryota; Metazoa; Cnidaria; Anthozoa; Scleractinia; Poritidae.